GUUAACCAAAAUGGAGGGUGGGUUUGCAGACCUCUUUUUAUUGAUUGCGAGGCGCCCAAUAUCUGAAAUCAAUAUAUCUGAACUAAUAUUUUUAGAACUUUUAUUUUUUUUGAAUGAAUUUCUUUCUUUUUCACACAAAAUUUUGACAUAUUAUUUAAAAUUUUCAUUCAUUCUCUUAGCAUCUUUCAUUCUAAUCCCAAUAUCCGAAUGAAAUGGUUAAAGAAAACUUCUGGAAAGGAAUACAUCAAGGGGUGGCAAGGCAGAAGAGUGCCUGGACAUUGCUGAUGAUCAUGAGAGUUAUCAAAUAAAAAAGGGAUGGUAUCGAGAAAGGCCAAUUCAUUUGAAUUUAGAAAGAAUCCCUCCAUCAAGUCAUGUUUUCCAGAAACAAGAUCUACUGAGGGCUCUGACAAUAAAUCUGAUCACAGGUUUCCACAUCAUUUCAAGGCACACUCUUGUGAUGUUCAUGACAAUUUUGGUGCAGUUAUAUCUAUUAAAGACCAUCCUUUACAGGACUCUAACCCUUUUUCUACAAUCAAUGUUGAACCUUCUUCGUCUUCUGUUGUGUUAUACAACAAUGUCUUGUUCAACAACUUACCAACUAAAUUGGAUCACUCAAAUCUGUGCCCUGUCAUUGGUCGAAAGCUCUCUGUUUUGUCUGAAUGGAAUGAAAGCUAUAAUGCUGAUACCUUUCCAAAUCAACACUCCCAGGGAAUUAGCCCUGCAAAUGCUGGUGCAGAGCAGUCUCAAUCUUUGAAAGCAAAACAUAAUUUUGUUACCUCUACACUAGCACAAGCUGCCAAUCCAGGGGAGAUGAAACACACUGGCCAAAACAGGCAUGUUCCUCUAUAUCUAGCAGCACUUAAAGGUGAUUGGAGAACGGCUAAAGUUUACUUGCGAUGGAACCCACAUGCCGUGCGUGCUACAAUUACAAGGGGAUUAGAAACUGUGCUUCACAUUGCAGCUGGGGCAAGGCAUACACUAUUUGUCAAGAAACUAGUGAAAAAGAUGACACCAGAUGAUUUGGCUCUGCAGAACAAGGUUGGAAAUACAGCCUUAUGUUUUGCUGCAGUAUCUGGAAUAACAGAAAUAGCCAGAGUGUUGGUGAAUAAGAAUAAAACUUUGCCUUUAGUUAGAGGUAGUAAAGGAGCUACACCUCUCUACAUGGCUGUUCUUUUGGGAAGAAGGGAUAUGGUUUGGUAUCUUUAUUCUGUCACAGAUGAUAAAGAUCUUUCAGGAGAGGAUCGUGUUGGGCUUCUUGUUGCUGCUAUCACUUCCAAUCUAUUUGAUAUGGCACUGAAAUUAAUUCAAAACCAUCCAGAAUUAGCAUUGGCUCGAGAUGGGAAUGGAGAAACAGCUCUUCACGUAUUGUCCCGAAAGCCAAGUGCAUUUUAUAGUGGAACUCAACUGGGACUUCGGCAGAGAUUUAUCUAUUCAUGUCUCCAGGUGAAAUUACAACGUGAUUCUUUCAUGGGUGAUGAUCACUUUGCCCACUGGAUCACUCAAGCUUUAUCCACAGGGAAAUUGCUACUCUGCAAAAGUAUUAAUUAUCUUGUUCCAGACAUUAACCAGGUCUAUAACAUCAAGUUGAGGCAUCUUCAAGCGCUGGAGCUAGUGAGGCAACUUUGGCAACAGAUUUUGAACCUAGAUGAUGCAGGUCUUAAAGCAUUAAUUAGAACGCCUCGGCAAUUACUGUUUACAGCUGCGGAAUUUGGAAUUGUAGAGUUCAUAACAGUGCUUAUUCGGUCGCAUCCUGAUCUCAUAUGGAAGGUUGAUGAGCAGAGUAGAAGCAUAUUUCACACAGCAGUAGUACAUAGACAGGAGAAAGUCUUUAAUCUCAUAAAAGAACUUGGAGCUCUUAAAGAUUUUAUAGCUCUGUAUAAAGAUGAGAAGAACAAUAAUAUGUUGCACUUGGCUGGAAAGCUACCACAUCCAAAUCGACUCAAUACUGAUUCUGGUGCAGCUUUGCAAAUGAGAAGGGAAUUGCUUUGGUUCAAGGAAGUGGAGAAGAUUGUCCAACCUCUGUAUACUGAAAUGGAAAACUCGGAGGGAAAAACACCAGAUUGUGUAUUUGUACUAGAACACAAAAAAUUGAAGCGAGAAGGAGAGAAGUGGAUGAAGGAAACUGCUUCUUCAUGCAUGGUUGUUGCCACUCUUAUUGCAACUGUGAUGUUUGCAGCUGCCUUCACUGUGCCUGGAGGAAACAACAACAGUACAGGGAGGCCUAUUUUUUUAUAUACAAGGUCCUUUAUAGUGUUUGUCACAUCAGAUGCACUUGGCUUAUUCUCCUCAGCCUCAUCAAUUCUGAUAUUCCUUUCCAUCUUGACGUCACGGUAUGCCGAAGAGGAUUUCCUCCGAUCGUUACCGAACAAGCUAAUCAUGGGACUUGCAACCCUUUUCAUUUCUAUAAUUAACAUGAUGGUAGCUUUUAGUGCCACACUUUUCCUUAUCCUUAGCCAUGGAUUGGAAUGGGCAACUAUUCCAAUUAUCGUCGUUGCCAGCAUCCCUGUCUCAUUGUUUGCUUCACUACAGUUUCCUCUUGUUGUUGACAUAAUUAGUCAUACAUUUACUUGUUUUGGUUCAAGAAGCCAUUUACUAAGCUAACUGGGGUCAACCAUAUGAAUCUUUUUAAGCCUUUCAGCUCUAUUUGAGAUCAUUCAAAACUGCUUUAGGUGAGGCAGGGAAUUUGAUCUCUUGGUAUAUGCUUGUUUUGUAGGCCUGUUUUAGAUUUUGAUAUGUGAGUAAUAAGAUUUUAGACA
Messenger RNA from Hevea brasiliensis (rubber tree), 2756 nucleotides. Its product is annotated as protein ACCELERATED CELL DEATH 6. Gene Ontology annotation, molecular function: protein binding. The transcript is spliced from 8 exons. The coding region runs from base 316 to 2601 and encodes 761 amino acids. Lineage: Eukaryota; Viridiplantae; Streptophyta; Magnoliopsida; Malpighiales; Euphorbiaceae. The record is from RefSeq and is a predicted model, not a curated record.